GUACCUAACCCCUUUGGUUCUCUAUUUUCUUAAGUUCAAUACUUGAGUUUUUAGUGUCCUAAUCAUUUAUAUCUCAUCAAAUUUCAUUUCUUCCAGGUUACUGAUUUCCAAAUUUAUCUCCUAUUACAUUUCUAUACGUGCAUUUGGGGAAAUUAUGGUGAGAGACCCCAAGAACUCACUUGUCUCGAAGUCGAGUUCAAUUUCAAUUCGAGAUUCUCGCAUCUCUAACAAAUUGAGGGAGUCAGCUACAAACUUGCUUUCAAACGCGAAAGUAGAGCCAUCUAAAAUUUUGUCAGCCAUUCAGAUCAACCACUAUUAGUUACACACAAGACAAGCGGCAUAUCCUCAAAUAUCAUACAAUGCACAUGGCCUACAAUCCAGUUAUGAAUAUAUUGAUAUUGAUAUUCUCCAUGAAAAAUGCUUGUAUUAAAUCUACCAACAAUGUCCCACAAAGUUUGAAUAUCCAACCACUUUAAAUUCACAAGUGAAAAUUAUUUAUUUAUGAGACAUAUCCUAGCCAAUUCCACAACCCAAAACCUUUCUUCUUUUGAAUCCGAAAGGUAAAGCAAGUUGAGCAUAAUGUCAAACAGCUCACAAGUCAUAACAUGCAAAGGUGCAAUAUGCUGGGGAUUAGGGGAAGACGUGAAGGUGGAAAAGAUACAAGUAGAUCCACCUAAAGCUUCUGAAGCUCGAGUUAAGGUUCUUUGUGCUAGUGUUUGCCACACAGACAUCUUGAGAGCUCGAGGUUUUCCUUGUCCUUCUUUUCCUCUAGCACUUGGGCACGAAGGAGUAGGUGUUGUGGAGAGCAUAGGGGAGAAAGUGACGAACCUGAAAGUAGGAGAUUUAGUGAUUCCAACAUACAUUGGAGAGUGUCAAGAAUGUGAGACCUGUAUCUCAGAGGAAUCAAACAUGUGCAUGAGAUAUCCUUUCACAGUGAGUGGGCUAAUGCCUGAUGACACAUCAAGGAUUUCCAUUAGAGGGCAGAAGGUGUACCAUACGAGUAGCUGCUCAACAUGGUGUGAGUACAUGGUUAGUGAUGCAAACUACCUUGUGAAAGUUGAUCCAAGUAUUGAUUUGGCUCAUGCUACCUUCAUCUCUUGUGGAUUUUCUACUGGUUUUGGGGCUGCUUGGAAGACAGCCCAAAUUCAAAGUGGAUCAACCAUGGCCGUUUUUGGCCUGGGAGCUGUUGGAUUAGGGGCUAUAUGUGGUGCCAAGAUGAUGGGAGCGACUAAGAUAAUUGGGAUUGACAUAAAUGAGAAGAAGAAAGAAAAAGGAGAAGCUUUUGGGAUAACAGACUUCAUAAAUCCUAAUGAUCAUUCUGAUAAGCCUUCUUCUCAAUUGGUGAAGGACCUCACUUGUGGACUUGGUGUGGAUUAUGCCAUUGAGUGCAUUGGUUUUGCCCCAAUGGUUACUCAAGCCCUAGAAUCCACCAAAGUGGGGAGAGGACAAGCAAUAGCAAUUGGUGCAGGAAUAGAAGAAUGUGUGCAAGUCAACUGGUUGGGUCUUCUUCUUGGAAGAACUUUAAAGGGUUCCAUUUUUGGAGGCUUAAAACCAAAAUCUCACCUUCCUAUUUUAGCUACCAAAUGCCAAAAUAAGGAUUUCCCUAUCGAUGAACUUGGGACCCAUGAAGUCCCAUUAACAGAGAUAAGCAAAGCCUUUGAGCUCUUGAAACAGCCAGAUUGUGUCAAAGUUCUCAUCAAAAUGUGUGACGUUUAACUCCAUAUGGUUCUCAGAACUCACAAGACAAUAAAGGGGUCUCAUUUCCUACAUCUAAAACAAUGUGUCCUAAGAUUGUUUCCGUCUUGAUAAAUGUUUCUAUUGUCACGCACAGAGUAUGCGUUCCCCUUUGUCUUCGACUUUUCAUGUUUAUGAUUUGCUUCAAUCUCUUUGAUA
Molecule: messenger RNA, 1893 nt
Organism: Prosopis cineraria
Lineage: Eukaryota; Viridiplantae; Streptophyta; Magnoliopsida; Fabales; Fabaceae
Product: 8-hydroxygeraniol oxidoreductase-like
Exons: 7
Coding region: 580-1716 (378 amino acids)
Biological process (GO): formaldehyde catabolic process
Cellular component (GO): cytosol
Molecular function (GO): zinc ion binding; S-(hydroxymethyl)glutathione dehydrogenase [NAD(P)+] activity
Source: RefSeq, a predicted model, not a curated record